Planococcus citri (citrus mealybug) is the source of this 950-nucleotide messenger RNA. RefSeq lists its product as uncharacterized. The transcript is spliced from 4 exons. Gene Ontology annotation, biological process: mitochondrial respiratory chain complex I assembly. NCBI's taxonomy places the organism in Eukaryota, Metazoa, Arthropoda, Insecta, Hemiptera, Pseudococcidae. The record is from RefSeq and is a predicted model, not a curated record. Bases 177 to 860 code for a protein of 227 amino acids. Gene Ontology annotation, cellular component: mitochondrion.
UGCUGAUAAAGGUUAUCAGUAUCGAAUGAUGAAAUUUUUUUCAACCAAAAAAUGACCGAAAAAUGGAAUAAUUUUCGUUUCUAGCGAGUUUUUUUCCAUUGAAAUGAUUUAUUGGAUUAAUCGACCCGCUCCUGUUUGAUGAUUUCUACUCUCCGAACCUAUAAAACGCUUACAUUAUGAGUAGGACUGAUACUACCACAAUCCAUAGAGUGUCUCGAGACAAGAUACCUGCCGGUAGUAAAGUGCUUACACGAGAUGAAGUAUUCAAUCAUUACGCGAAAUUGGUUCAAAAAUGGCAACCAGCCUCAGAAGUAUGGCCGCUUAAAUAUGGAUGGUGUGUACUGGGAGCAGCCGCAUGUACAGGGAAUUUCUUCAUAUUAAAACAAUACAGACAACGUUUAAAACUAACCGGUGCUGUUUACGCAGCUCUAACGUUAGGAUGUGGGCUCUUUCCGUCGAUGUGUGCUCCUCUCGCUCACCUUAUGUACGUUACGAAGGAUAUAGUUAAUCAAAAGGAUUGCUUGGGAUGUCUUCAUAUUCGCGCCCUCACUUGGCAACUUGGUUGCUCCCUGCUGUAUGCAGUGACCGUAAACCCACUGUUGUGCUUUUUGAAAGCUCAACAUCUAGCUACCUACAACGUUCCAGGUUACAGCACUCCGGAACAAAGACGUAAAAUGUGGCAGUUAUACGUUAAAUUUACCAGACGUGCUUCUGGAUCGAUAUACCUUCAUGGUAUGAUAAAUAGUUUAGUUGCUACUGCAGUCACAGCUGGUGAAGUUAAGUCUUUUAUUAAGAUGAACGAAAAAUUACUCAAGAAGAAUCAAGAAGUAGUUGAGUUGAAGAAAACAUUGCCUCAGUAGUUGAAUAAGAAGAGUUUAUAAUGGAUUGAAGUUUGUAAAUAAAAAUGUUAUGUGUGUUAUCUUCGAAAUAAACGCGCUUUUCGGAGUGAA